Vigna umbellata (rice bean) is the source of this 795-nucleotide messenger RNA. RefSeq lists its product as uncharacterized. The record is from RefSeq and is a predicted model, not a curated record. Gene Ontology annotation, molecular function: GTP binding; GTPase activity; signal recognition particle binding. Gene Ontology annotation, cellular component: signal recognition particle receptor complex. Gene Ontology annotation, biological process: intracellular protein transport. Lineage: Eukaryota; Viridiplantae; Streptophyta; Magnoliopsida; Fabales; Fabaceae.
AUGUUACCAAAUUUCCUUGAUCAAAGAUGUUGGAGCAUCCUCCACCUCCUUUACGUCGACGAUCUACUCGCCGCCGUCAAACGCGAAUUCUCUGGCCUAUACCAAUCCCAAAAAACCGAAUACCGAGAUUUUGACGAGAUCUUCCGCCAGCUGCAGAUCGAGGCCGAGGCACGCGCCGAGAAUUUGAAGAAAACGAAUCCCCUCCCCGCGGUGGCUCCUCAAAGGAAACAGCCAAAUGACACGUGGCAGGGGGAAGGGAAAAACGCUGGGACAGAAAAAAAGAGUGACGGGGAUGGUGAUGGGAAGAAAGGGCUUAGAAUUGAGAAUGGUGGUUUUGUUGUAGCUAAGAAUAAUUCUAAUGCUAACUUGAAGAGUAGUGGUAAUGGUAGUGUGAAUAUUGGGAAAGAGAAUGAGAGUGCUAAUAUAGGGGCUUUUGAUGUAAAUAGGCUGCAAAAGCUUAAAGGAAAAGGGGACAAUGGAAAUGGGAACGGGAAGAAGAAAGAGGUCGUUGUUGCUGCCAAGGUUGAACCAAAAAAGGUGGUUAAGAAAAACAGGGUUUGGGAUGAUUCCCCUCCGCAAACCAAACUUGACUUUACGGAUCACCUUGAUGGGGUGGGAGAUGGGGAUAAAAAGGUUGACUUUCUGGCUAAAGAACAAGGGGAGAGUAUGAUGGAUAAAGAAGAGGUUCUUAGCAGUGAUAGCGAGGUUGAAGAUGAUGAUGAUGAUACUGGGAAGGAUAGCAAGCCUGAGGCUAAGAAAGAUGAUGAUGAUGAUACUGGGAAGGAUAGCGCUUGA